Molecule: messenger RNA, 582 nt
Organism: Echinococcus granulosus
Lineage: Eukaryota; Metazoa; Platyhelminthes; Cestoda; Cyclophyllidea; Taeniidae
Product: AN1-type zinc finger protein
Exons: 4
Coding region: 1-582 (193 amino acids)
Molecular function (GO): zinc ion binding; DNA binding
Source: RefSeq, a predicted model, not a curated record
AUGGAAGAGAAUGACCAAGCACAGGCCGGUCCUCAUCUUUGUCGCAAAGGGUGUGGAUUUUACGGUAGUCCAAACUUUGAUGGCUUUUGCUCGAAGUGUCAUCGAGAUAUGCAAGAGGCGAACAAACAUGGUAAAUCUGUUGCAGGCGAUUUCGGUGAGGACAUUUUGAAGUCAGCUAAUCCCACCAUAUUCGAUCCUUAUACAGCACCGGAUUCAGUGGAGUCCAUUUUGAAUAAGGAAACAGAAACUGCUGAAAAGUGUUCUGUUUCUACCUCUUUUAAAGGCACUCCAGAUGAUUCGAACAAAGUCGAUCCCCCAGUGAAAGGUUCGGCCGUCAAUACCGGUGAAAUUGAAGCUACCUCAGGCACAAAUGAAUCUGCGACGAAAACGCGCCCACGUUGUUUGGUGUGCAAUAAACGAGUUGGCCUUGCGGGUUUUACAUGCCGGUGCGGCGGUUUGUACUGUACAGUUCAUCGAUAUUCUGAUUCGCAUGACUGCUCCUUCGAUUAUCGGGAAUCAGGUCAAGCCGACAUCCGCAAGGCAAAUCCUCAAGUGAUUUGUCCAAAAAUUAACAAAAUAUAA